CCGCUACUUCGGUUUUGACAAAUUCGAGUGCUUUACUGCGAAACCGUUUCGGUUGUGUCCUGAGGAUAUUGGCGCGGUGCUGUCUGUUCACAUUGGCUGGGCGAACGCAGUAUUCAUUACAGAUUCAUCAAACCAUUAACACCACGGCCGUGAUCGAAACUGCAGCCUCGAGCUUGGUUUUGGACACUUUGCUAAUUUCUGGUGCUUUCCAUGACCAGUUCAAGGUUGCGAAGGUCAUGCCUGUCUGGAAAAAAGGGGCUGGCGUUGCUGAGCUCCGUGGCCUUGGUGGCCCCAAGCAGGUGGGCAGAGGGGCUACCCAAGCGGUCCUGGGCUUACGCGGACACUGGUUGGUGCUUUGCGAGAAGGAGGCGCUUCUCGGACGAGGCCACAGGCCACUCCUGGCACUAGGCCCGCUCCAAGCGGCCGCCCUUGGUCCCACUCGUGCAUUGCUGCUGCACCACAAUGGCUCCAUGCAGGAGCUGCAACUGGAUGACUGCAGGUUGAGCCAAGUGCCGGUGGCAGGCCGGGUGUGUCACGUGAGCUGCGGUCAUGGCCACCAGCUGGCACUCACUGUAAAUGGCCAGCUGCUGAGCUGGGGACACGGCGGCCGCGGCCAGCUGGGCCACGGUAGCCUCGAGUCUGAGCAUUCGCCGCGACUGCUCGAGCCCUUGGCAGGCGUGGCCCUGGUAGGAGCCACUGCGGGUGGCUGGCACUCCGCCGCACUCAGCGAGGCUGGUGACCUCUAUCUCUGGGGCUGGAACCAUGACGGCCAGCUGGCCGCCGAUCCACGGGAAACGCCGCUGUCCACGGUGCCAUUUCUUCUGGAUACACUGCUGGAGGUGCGCGCUGUCAGCCUCGGCUCGCGCCACACAGCUGCUCUAGCAGGCAACGGCUCAGCCUGGGCCUGGGGCAGCAACAUUUAUGGACAGUUGGGGCCCAGCGCAGAUGGGAUGACGCAAAGCGCCAAGCCUGUGGAGGUCGCAGCGGAGGACGCAGUCGCUGUGGACUGUUCACCUUGGGCCACCCUGGUGCUCUUGCGCCAUCAAUAAAGUUAUUAAAAUAGUG
Dermacentor silvarum is the source of this 1065-nucleotide messenger RNA. RefSeq names its product RCC1 domain-containing protein 1. The coding region runs from base 237 to 1049 and encodes 270 amino acids. NCBI's taxonomy places the organism in Eukaryota, Metazoa, Arthropoda, Arachnida, Ixodida, Ixodidae. The record is from RefSeq and is a predicted model, not a curated record. The transcript has 7 exons.